AACGUUUGCUCCGCAUUAGUAGGCCCCAUGUACGAAACAUAUAUACAUAUGUAAAAAAUUUCGUGAAAUUGAGUAAAACUACGCUCCGCGCUUUAAAUCCCAAAUUGUAGAACUAUGAAACCGGUUAUCGAAUGGCUAAUUAGCGUUUGUGCUGGCCUCCUCUUUAGCACUCAGUCCAUGCGUAUUUUGAAGAUAGCCAACGAUGAGAAGAAUUCACCAUCGUCGUCCUCCUCACAGACCAAGUCCGUAACGGCGAUUCAAGACGAACUGGAAAAGCCCUACAUUAUGGGAUCCGAGCAGAUAAGCGCCGCGUUGCAGACUGUUUUGAGCAGCGAUGGAAAUAACCUAGAUAAUCAGUCGUUAUCCGACAACAACAACAACAAUAACAACAACAACGGACAAUUCGAGUAUACUUUGGGCUCGGAGUCGUUGAAUCGCAUGUUGGAGGACAUGUUGGCACGUCCAUGCAGCGAGAAUUUGGAGCUACCCCAUAUCGAGCCGGCAAUACAGCUUUAACUAUUACAUAUUGUAUAUAUCUGUA
Drosophila arizonae is the source of this 541-nucleotide messenger RNA. RefSeq lists its product as uncharacterized. NCBI's taxonomy places the organism in Eukaryota, Metazoa, Arthropoda, Insecta, Diptera, Drosophilidae. The record is from RefSeq and is a predicted model, not a curated record.